Messenger RNA from Rotaria socialis, 510 nucleotides. The record is from the annotation of a GenBank genome assembly. Lineage: Eukaryota; Metazoa; Rotifera; Eurotatoria; Philodinida; Philodinidae.
AUGGUCUCCAAACAUAUACAUUUGUUAAAAGAUCUUGCGCUUAUUGAUGAAUCAUUUCAAACCAGUCAUCUUUUUCGUAUAAAGAAAAAAAUUGAUGCAUCAACAUGUGAUGCGAUUCAUGACUCUGAUUUAACUCAUCCAGUGUUUGUCUAUACACCACAACAGGCUCCUUAUAUUGGUGGAGAAUUCGAAUUAGAAAUAAGUUUGCCACUUGAUUAUCCAUCAACAACACCUCGAGUAAAAUUUCGUACGCAAAUUUAUAGUCCAAUUGUUGACGAAUCAGGUACGGUGUCAUGUUUACCCAUACUUCAACGUUGGCUGACGUAUCCAAUGAAUUCGCGAAGUCUAAGUGAUAUACUCGCUGAAAUCGAUUAUUAUAUAACACAUUUAGAAGAUGUCGAUGAACCACAUCGUCCAACAUUACUUACUGAAUGGAAAAAUGAUCCCGUUUUGUUUAUUAAAAUAGCUGAACAACAAACAAAAGAAUCAGCGAAAUCACAAAAACGAUAA